Messenger RNA from Apodemus sylvaticus (European woodmouse), 369 nucleotides. RefSeq names its product seminal vesicle secretory protein 5-like. The coding region runs from base 1 to 369 and encodes 122 amino acids. The transcript is spliced from 2 exons. Lineage: Eukaryota; Metazoa; Chordata; Mammalia; Rodentia; Muridae. The record is from RefSeq and is a predicted model, not a curated record.
AUGAGUCCCACCAGCUUCUUCUUCCUUACGGUGCUCCUCGUUCUGGUGACAGGAGCAGCUGCAAGGCCCCGUGAAAAAUUCUCUCAAUCAGCUGAAGACCCUUCUAGUAGUAACAUGGGUCUAAAGAUCCGGGUGAGCAGCAGGGGAUCAAGUUCUGCCUCUGAGGAAUACAGCCGAAGUGAGGACUCCUGGAGUAACUUGAAAUCAAAACGUCCAAGCAGUGUCAGCAGUGAGAGCUCCCAUGAGGAAAGCAGUAGCGAAAUGAGCAGUAGUAGCAGCAAUUUUGGUCUCAAAAUGAAAGCAUCUCAAGGAGGAGAAGGAAUGGGUUCCUUUAAAACCAAGGUCAAGAGCCGGAUGAGUGUCAAAUAA